UUGGCUUUUAAGGAUUGGCUUGUGCCAUUCGGAUGGAUGAUGUGGUGGGAGAAGAAGUGUUGUCGUAUUGGCCAUGAGUUCAAGUAGAGCCAAACGAAGAAGGGUUCCCAAAACAAGACCUCACGAAGAAGUGAUUGACUUGGUGAGUUCUUCGGACAACUCCCCAGAGCUAGUGAGCUCUACUAGAAACGUAUGGUCAACUAGCCUUACUCCUGACAGGUCCUCAUCAUCGUGUCCCUCACAAGAGCCAAACAGAAGAGUCGCAAGUAGUUUGGAGAGCUCUUUUGCGGAAACAGUGGAAGAACCAGGCUCCCAUAAUCUUACCACUUCACUACCAAAUAGUCGACGUUCAAACUUAUUGCAAGCAACACAAGUUGAAGCAGCUUGCUUGGACUCGUCGACUGUAGCAAGUCGACCUAUUGCCAUAUCUACAGAAAGAAUGCCACAUCUUGCUGAAAAUACGUGGAACUUGGAACAAAGUGGGAGAAGAGAAAGCCUUGGUGAAAGCAGCUUGUAUUGCAGUGCUCAAAGGAGUGCAGGGAUGGGUGUUUCUUGUGACUGGAACGGCACGGAAGAACCAAGAAGUGAACGACCACCUUUGGGAGAUAACAUACCAAGGUAUUAUCGAAGAAAUAGUCAGUACCGUUAUCGUCCUGUUGAGAACGUUGGAGAGACGAGAGACACGGGAAGUACUUCUGGUAUUCAAACAAGAAGUGGUCGAAGCUACACUACAAGAAGUAGUACAAAUCCUCGUAUGAAUAUCCAAAGAAGGAUACUUGAAGCAGAGAGAAGAUCACUGAGUCGUGAAUCAGGUCAUAGACAGACUUCUUCUGGACUGAGACAAGCAACUUCAACGAGAAGAAAUCGUAUAUUAAGUGGAGGACCUUCGUCUUCCCGUUCUAUUUCUCGUUCUUUAAAUGCUUGGAUUGAGUAUUUCAGACAAGUCAAUCCGUGGUUACUUUUGUCAUUUCAUGAAGGAGACUUUACAGCUGAUGAUUAUCAAAUGUUGCUUCAAUUGGAUGAAAAAGUGGAAAAUAAGAGAGGGGCAUCUAAGAGUGUUAUUGAUAGCAUUCCUUGUGUUGAAGUUUCCGAGUCUGAAAUGGGAGAGAGUUGUUGUAUAUGUUUGGAUGAUUAUGUGCUUGGAGAGUCUUUGAAAAGGUUACCUUGCAAUCACAUUUAUCAUAAAGCUUGUAUUGAACAAUGGCUAAUAGAAAAUGCCUGUUGUCCAAUCGAUAAAGAAAGAAUAGAUGGAGAAAAUUGGCAGGAGUUAUUGAAAUAAGAGACCAUAAAGAAGAACCAUACGUUCAAGAUCCAUUUUGA
Molecule: messenger RNA, 1320 nt
Organism: Galdieria sulphuraria
Lineage: Eukaryota; Rhodophyta; Bangiophyceae; Galdieriales; Galdieriaceae
Product: zinc finger (C3HC4-type RING finger) family protein
Exons: 3
Coding region: 74-1279 (401 amino acids)
Cellular component (GO): cytoplasm; nucleoplasm
Source: RefSeq, a predicted model, not a curated record